CCAUCCAGAUCCUGCUGUACAUUCAGAGGAGAAGCAACACAUACAGGGACUCACAGGUUUUUGAAAAUGGACAAAGACCACAGACCCCCUCCUUAUUCCAAUCCUCAGAUGGGCCAGGCACCCAUAAACUACCCUGUACAACAGGCAGCGUACCCACCUCAACCAGGUCCCCAAGCUGUACCUUACCAACCACCUCCAUAUGGGUUUGCGGCUACAACUGUCACUGUCCAGCCCGUGAUAGUCCCUGCAAUUACACAGACGCAGAUCGCGUGUCUCACUGAUGUGCCGGGCCGCAUUAUCUGUCCUCACUGCAUGACGGACGUCGUCACGCAAACCGAAAAUGUCAGUGGAUUGCUUGCUUGGUUAAUCUGCGGAGUCCUUGUGCUCCUCGGGUGCUGGCUCUGUUGUUGCAUCCCGUUCUGUGUGGACUCGUGUCAGGAUGUGCAACACUCCUGUCCGAACUGCAAGAACAUCGUCCGCAUUUACAAACGUAUGUAGCACAUAUGCUGCGCCAGGGAACAUGAAGAUCCACCAAAAUACUGAGAACUCGAAGGAAGUUGCCCAGAAGUAAUUUUUUUUUUUUGUAAAUCUUAUUACAAACGUAUAACAUUUAAAGCGAUUCAAUGCAGAGUGAUUGACGAUAUUAUAAAGUCUAUUUACUUACCUUUAAUUGCGAUAUCUUUUUUGUAUGUUUUUUUGAGCCUGUAUUUGCAAAUUAUUGUUUUGUAAAAAAAAACAUA
Labeo rohita (rohu) is the source of this 740-nucleotide messenger RNA. RefSeq lists its product as uncharacterized. Lineage: Eukaryota; Metazoa; Chordata; Actinopteri; Cypriniformes; Cyprinidae. The record is from RefSeq and is a predicted model, not a curated record. The transcript is spliced from 5 exons. The coding region runs from base 67 to 498 and encodes 143 amino acids. Gene Ontology annotation, molecular function: zinc ion binding.